GUCGGUCCAGGCGCAUUCUAGUUUCCCGGGUGUUUUGCUGGGAAAGCUCAGUCAUUUUUUCUUAAUGACUUGUGGAAGUAAGGCAGCUGUUCUGAAGAUAAGACUUUAAGGUACAUAGUGUUUUUAAUAAAUGUCUAAGAGGAUUUUCCACAGAAGCAAUGUCUUUGGUUCCAGUAACUUCCUAUACAUACACACCCCUGGAUCUACUUAAAGAAGGUGCAAUUGUCAAUGUCUACGGUGUUGUGAAAUUCUUUAAGCCUCCAUAUCUCAGUAGAGGAACUGAUUACUGUUCAGUAGUAACAAUUGUGGACCAGACAAAUGUGAAGUUAACGUGCAUGCUCUUUAGUGGAAACUACGAAGCCCUUCCGAUCAUUUAUAAAAUUGGAGACAUUGUUCGCUUUCAUAGGCUGAAGAUCCAAGUCUAUAAAAAUGAGCUUCAGGGAAUCAACACCUCUGGCUUUGCAUCUUUGACAUUUGAAGGAACUUUAGGGACUCCUGUCACAGCACGGACUUCAAGCAAAGUGUUUAGCUUUAGUGCUCAGGACCAAGAAGUGGUAGAAACCUUGCGGGUUUGGGCAUCCACACACAUCCCAGCUUUUUCAGCUGUGGUGCAGCUGUGUGAUGUUCAACCCCUGCAGUUUUAUGACCUGACUUGUCAGCUCCUGGGUAAAGCGGAAGUGGACGGAACAACAUUUCUCCUAAAGGUAUGGGAUGGAACGAGGACCACUUUUCCCUCCUGGAGAGUCUCCUUACAAGACCUUAACUUUGAAGGUGACUUGAGUCACAUUCUACGGCUGCAGAGUCUGGUGGUAGACAUUAUGGUCUAUGACAACCAUGUGCAAGUGGCGAAAUCCCUGAAGAUCGGAAGCUUUCUUAGAAUCUUUAGCCUCCAUACCAAACUUCAGUCUGUUAAUUCAGAGAUGAAAAAUUCAUUGUUAAAACUGGAGUUUCAUCUUCAUGGAGGAACCAGUUAUGGUCGGGGUAUCAGGGUUUUGCCAGAAACUAGUCCGUGCUUGGAUCAUCUGAAAAAAGAGUUAGAAUGUGCAGAUGUGGACGUCGACCAGCCCUCAAGUGAAAUCUGUCAAUCAGAAAAUGAGGACGUUUCAUUUUCAAACUCCGGAUCAGGCUCAGUAUCACUCUAUGAGGUAGAGCGAUGUCAGCAAGUCUCCGCUACAAUACUUACAGAUCACCAGUAUUUAAAGAAAACACCAAUUUGUGCCAUUUUGAACCAAAAAGCUCCUCAACAAUAUCGAAUCCGUGCAAAACUGAAAUCAUAUAUGCCCAGAAGACUUUUCCAGUCUGUUAAACUUUUUUGUCCUAAAUGUAAUUCAUUGCAAGAAGUUCCAUAUGAGGACAAUUUGGAUAAAAUUUUACAAGAUGCUUCAAGUAAAGCUCUAAAUACCAAGCUGCAAGAUACGUCACUGUAUGACUCAAAAGUCUGGUCCACUAAAGGCCAAGGAGGACGUCAGGUUGCUGUUCAUUUUGUGAAAACUGAUGACAUUCUCCCUCUCUCAAGUGAAUGCCUAAUUUUGAUAGAAGGAGGAAGGUUCUGUGAAGUCUCUAAACUAUCAAGCAAGUUUCACAGUGUGAUUCCCGUGAAGUCCGGCCCCGAGCACCUGGAGCUGCUAGACCUCUCAGCACCCUUCCUCAUACAAGGGAACGUCUGUCACUAUGGAUGUAAACAGUGUUCAAACUUGAAACCUAUACAAAACCUUCUUAAUAAAGGACUUUGGAGCCCUUCCGCUGUGGCCGAAGUCCUGGGCAUUGUACCUCUGCAGUAUGUGUUUGUUAUGACUUUCACGCUGGAUGAUGGAACAGGAGUACUGAAUGCUUACCUCAAGGAUUCUGAGAACUUUUUCAAGAUCCCGGCAUCAGAAGUUCUCACUGAUGAUGACCUUCAGAGAAGUCUAGAAACAAUCAUGAAUAUGUUAUGUCCACCAAGAAUAAAAAUUGAUACAUACCCUUGGCUGGAGUGCCUCAUCAAGUCCUACAACGUCACCAUUGGAACAGAGCAGCGGAUUUGCUACCAGAUUUUUGACACCACAGUUGCAGAAGACACCGUGUAGUGCUGUCAUUCAUGCGGUGUGUGUGGGAUUUUACAGUUUUAGAAGAAAGUUACAACUCUCUGUGAGGUUAUCAGAAGAUGCUUUACAGUUGUCAGAGUGAUGGACCCAUGUCCAGUAUACUUCAGUUCCUUUGUAUAGGAAGACAUUUUAUUGUUAUUUAUGCCUUCUUGUGAACAUGUUUAAAAUUCCUUGUUGUUCAGUGUGUUCAGGGAAGUACAGUAUGAGGCUACUGCACUUGAGGACCACAUUUUCUUGGCUCCCAUUUGUAAAACGCCGGUGGCUAAGUUUCACAUGUCUACAGAAGAAUCCUCGUAACCACCGUGUUGAAAGAGGUCUGCUGUGCUUCCUCAUGCGAGUAUACGGUUUCCUGGCUUUGAGCAAAUGCUUGUCUGAGUGAGUCUCUGUAUGCUGAGAGGAAUGUUAAGUAGACAUGGCAGAAUUGUUUAGGUGCUGAUGUUCCCCAUUUUUGGAUAAAUCUAUCUCUUUAAAACAAAUAGUAUAUUCCACUUCCUGCUUCUUUCUGUAAACUAGAAGUUAUUUUAUUCCAUACCAGCUAAUAAACUAUUGAAAUUUA
Molecule: messenger RNA, 2640 nt
Organism: Arvicola amphibius (Eurasian water vole)
Lineage: Eukaryota; Metazoa; Chordata; Mammalia; Rodentia; Cricetidae
Gene: Pot1
Product: protection of telomeres 1
Exons: 17
Coding region: 159-2066 (635 amino acids)
Biological process (GO): telomere capping; regulation of telomere maintenance via telomerase
Cellular component (GO): nuclear telomere cap complex; chromosome, telomeric region
Molecular function (GO): G-rich strand telomeric DNA binding; telomerase inhibitor activity
Source: RefSeq, a predicted model, not a curated record